AUGGGAUUUGUUGAUUUCCUCACAGAUGCUGGUCUCACCACCCUCAACAGCUGGUUGACCACCCGUUCCUACAUCGUUGGAUAUUCUCCUUCCCAAGCCGAUGUCGUCUCCUUCAAGGCCCUCCCUUCCGCACCUGAUUCCGCCAAGUACCCACAUGCAGCCAGAUGGUACAAGCAUAUUGCAUCAUACGCUGAAGAGUUCGCAACUCUUGAAGGUGAUGCGUCCAAGGCUUACACCACCUACGGCCCUGAUGUCGCUGAGGUCACCCUGAACCCAGCCAAGGCACCAGCUGCUGAGGAGGACGAUGAUGUCGACUUGUUCGGUAGCGACGACGAGGAGGAGGAUGCUGAGGCCGAGAGAAUCAGAAAUGAGCGUCUAGCUGAAUAUGCAGCUAAGAAGGCCGGAAAAACUAAGCCUGCUGCCAAAUCCGUGGUCACUAUGGAUGUCAAGCCUUGGGACGAUGAGACCGACAUGAAGGCUCUUGAGGCUUCCGUCCGUUCCAUCGAGAAGGACGGUCUCGUUUGGGGUGCUUCAAAGUUGGUUCCUGUUGGUUUCGGUAUCAAGAAGCUCCAGAUCAACUUGGUUAUCGAGGAUGACAAGAUUGGUCUUGAUGACUUGCAAGAGGAGAUUGCCGAAUCCUUCGAUGAAUACGUUCAAUCUUCUGAUAUCGCUGCCAUGCAAAAGUUGUAG
Messenger RNA from Drepanopeziza brunnea f. sp. 'multigermtubi' MB_m1, 690 nucleotides. RefSeq lists its product as uncharacterized. NCBI's taxonomy places the organism in Eukaryota, Fungi, Ascomycota, Leotiomycetes, Helotiales, Drepanopezizaceae. Gene Ontology annotation, molecular function: translation elongation factor activity; guanyl-nucleotide exchange factor activity. Gene Ontology annotation, cellular component: eukaryotic translation elongation factor 1 complex; cytosol. Gene Ontology annotation, biological process: translational elongation. The record is from RefSeq and is a predicted model, not a curated record.